Hymenoscyphus albidus is the source of this 765-nucleotide messenger RNA. NCBI's taxonomy places the organism in Eukaryota, Fungi, Ascomycota, Leotiomycetes, Helotiales, Helotiaceae. The record is from the annotation of a GenBank genome assembly.
AAGAGCAAAGACCCGCGGACGUCAAUUGACCAGCAACCAUGAGUACAUUUGGAGGUCCCGGAGGACGCCAGAUCAAUGUGAAACCUUCGCCGUGAGUUCUUCCUCUCCAAAUCAUCGUAUGUAUCUGACGCUAACUUCUCCCACAGACCCGAGCGCGGUAGCUUUCCUCUCGACCACGAUGGUACGAUCUUCCUUCCCCGCGCAAACGAGCCCCUCUGCUGGACUGCUUCAGGAGAAUUUAAUUGGGACAUUCGCUGAUGAAUUGUAUAUAGGGGAAUGCAAGGAUGUCAUGAUGAGUUACCUGGCUUGCAUCAAGAAGGUCAAGGGAACGAAUGAGGCGGAGUGUAGAAAUAUUGCGAAAUCGUAUUUGACUUGUCGGAUGGAUAGGUGCGUUUUGAUGGUGUUGUAAGCGCAUGGAGGAUAUCUGCUAAUGGGUAUAUUCUGUCUAGGAAUCUGAUGGCCAAGGAUGAAUUCAAGAAUCUUGGGUUUAGUGAUAAGCCGGAGACGAAGAAAGAUGAUGGCGCGGAUCCUACGAAGAAGGGAGAGUUGAGAUGGUAAUAUGGUGAUUUGGAAAUACCAAGGAGAUAUCCACAAUAAGGCACUAUAGAUACGUGGUGUAUUGGGAAAUUGGGGCUAAGCAUGAGGUAGUGCUGUCAUAUUUUGGAGUUUCUGGGGGAAAACUUGAGUGGAUAAAAGGCUUCUCCCAUGGGUGUGUACGAUUUAUUUGUAUUUUAUAAGAUACUUACAAGAUUUCACAUCAUCCCA